This is a messenger RNA of Chroicocephalus ridibundus (black-headed gull), 2686 nucleotides long. It is a transcript of the gene MELK, whose product is annotated as maternal embryonic leucine zipper kinase. Gene Ontology annotation, molecular function: ATP binding; protein serine/threonine kinase activity. Gene Ontology annotation, cellular component: cytoplasm. The coding region runs from base 531 to 2582 and encodes 683 amino acids. The transcript is spliced from 17 exons. Gene Ontology annotation, biological process: protein phosphorylation; intracellular signal transduction. The record is from RefSeq and is a predicted model, not a curated record. NCBI's taxonomy places the organism in Eukaryota, Metazoa, Chordata, Aves, Charadriiformes, Laridae.
UUCUUUUAUUUUUUUUCUUCUUCCUGUUCCGCUUGUGGCUUUAGGCCGACACGCCUGUACGCAGGGACGUCAGAGGCCUGGCAGGGGAAUGGCCGCCCGCAGCCAAGGCAGACCGUCAGCCCCCGCCCGGACUCAACAGAGCAACCCCCGUCUUUCUGUUCGCUUUCCCCGCCUGCCCAACGCUGCUCCCGGGUGAAGCGGGGCCGGCGCCGGGCGGUGCCGCGAGCGGAGCGGGCGGGGCCGGGCCUGGCGGCGGGAAGGGCCUCCCCUCAGGGAACGGCGGGCCCGCGGAGCGUUCUGGGAGCCGUAGUCUCCCCGGGGCGGUAGGCCGGGCGCCAUCUUGUGCGCGGCGGCAGGCCCGGCGGCGCGGCUCCCACGCCAGCCCCCACCGGCGGUAGGGAGCGGCAGCAUUCCCGGGGGGAGCGGGCGCCGUUCCCCGUCACCUGUCGGGACCGGGUGCCUGGGCAGCGGAGACCCUCCCGCCAUGGCGACGCCCGCACGCCCAGCUCCUCCUCGACCUUCCUCCCGUCAUGCACCGCGCGUCUCCGCCUGUUCCGGCCCAGCGCCGCGCGGUGAUUGGCCUCUCGGGCGUCCUACCCGGAAGCGGGCGCCGCGGCAAGAGAUUUGAACGGCAACGGCCGCCCCGGGAGGCGGCUGCCGAGCCGAGUCUGCUCAGCGUGGAGAAGCCCAAAGGCCGGCUGCAGUUUCUCCUCGCAGGGGCUGAGAAGAAUUGCCGGGUCCCCGUUCCUCUCAGAAUGGCUUUAGGUGAUUAUGAGGAAAUUCUCAAGUGCUACGAAUUACAUGAAACGAUUGGAACAGGUGGGUUUGCAAAGGUGAAACUCGCACGCCAUCUCCUCACUGGUGAGAAGGUUGCCAUAAAAAUCAUGGACAAACUUGCUCUGGGGGAUGACUUGCCUCGUGUUAAAAUAGAAAUUGAUGCCAUGAAGAAUUUAAGGCACCAGCAUAUUUGCCAGUUGUAUCACGUGAUAGAGACAUCUGAGAAAAUGUUCAUGGUCCUAGAGUACUGUCCUGGAGGAGAGCUGUUUGAUUACAUCAUUUCUAAGGAUCGCCUUUCAGAAGAGGAAGCUCGUGUGUUUUUUCGGCAGAUUGUUUCGGCGAUUGCUUAUGUUCACAGCCAGGGAUAUGCCCACAGGGACCUCAAACCAGAAAAUCUGCUGAUUGACAAGGAGCAUAAUUUGAAGCUGAUAGACUUCGGACUUUGUGCCAAGCCAAAGGGUGGCCUUGACAACCGUCUGAACACGUCCUGCGGAAGCCCAGCUUAUGCAGCACCGGAGCUGAUCCAGGGCAAAGCCUAUAUUGGCUCAGAGGCGGAUAUUUGGAGCAUGGGAGUCCUGCUGUAUGCUCUGCUGUGUGGCUUUCUCCCCUUUGAUGAUAACAGCCUCAUGGCAGUCUACAGGAAGAUCACGAGGGGAAAAUACAGUAUUCCAAAGUGGCUCUCUCCUGGCAGUACACUACUAAUUAACCAAAUGCUGCAGGUGGACCCAAAGAAGCGGAUUACGGUUAAACAUCUAUUAAGUCACCCUUGGCUCAUGCAAGGUUAUUCUGAUGCUGUUCAGUGGCAAAGUAAAUACACACUGAGACAUCUUGAUGAAGACUGCGUAACAGAGCUUUCUGUGUUUCAUAAACAGAGCAGGGAGACUAUAUCAAAAUUAAUAUCAGAGUGGAAAUAUGACCAGUUGUCAGCAACGUAUCUCAUGCUUCAGUCCAAGAAGGCUCGUGGCAAGAGUAUUCGCUUAAGUGUUCCAUGUCUAACAGAAUAUGUUAGUACAUCACAAGCCGCAGGCCUCGAGCAUUCAAGGCAUGAUGCUCAACUGUACGAUACAGAAUUCACACUGUCAACUCCAGUGACAAGAAAAGUGGCAUCAGAGAAGCAUGAAAACAAAGAGAAUGUUGAUACAGAGUCAGCUUUAAGAAAUGAAAUGCCCUUUGCGCUUCCUGCUCCAACGACUUCUUCUGCGAAGAGUCAGAUUGAGACGCAAGUACAAACCAUACCCUUUCAGGCACCUGUCUUCAAAGAGAGACAGUUCACUGCAGUCACCCCAAUUAAGAAACCCACAAACCCAACAAACACAGAUGAAUUGACAGCAGCUGAGGUUCUUCCCAAAAGGAGGUGUCACUCAGGGGAAUUAGAUCUCAACGUUGCUCAUGUGAGUCGCAGCCAAAAGAAGAGAAAAGCCAAAGUAUUCGGAAGUCUUGAAAGAGGCCUAGAUAAAGUGAUCACAAUGCUUACACCAAGCAAAAAGAAACGAUGCGCUAGAGAUUGUCCAAGGAAACUUAAGGCUCACUAUAAUGUUACCACCACUCAGCUGCUGAAUCCAGACCAACUGUUGAACGAAAUAAUUGCUAUUCUUUCAAGGAAGCAUGUGGAAUAUGUUCAGAAGGGUUAUACCCUGAAAUGUCAAAUGCGGUCGGAUUUUGGCGAAGUCACUAUGAAGUUUGAGUUAGAAGUGUGUCAGCUCAGUAAAACUGAACUGGUGGGUAUCAGGCGACAACGGCUUAAAGGUGAUGCCUGGGCCUACAAGAGACUGGUGGAAGACGUUUUGUCCAGCUGCCAGCUGUGACUGGCUGAUGCAUGUGCUGAGGAAGCAGCAGUUUUGUACUUGAGGCUUUUGUAUGUUUACAUUACUUUGUAAUAAUGUUGUGCAACUCUUAUGAAAUAAAAUUC